GGGCGGGCUGUGUGGGGCGGGAGUACCAGAAAGGGUCGGCGUGUGUCCCCGGGAUGCUCGCAGCUUCCCUCUGCCCAGACUGGGGUGGCUUUCGGCGCAAUCUGUCAAGCUGUUGGACCUGCCGUCCCCACUCUGACCAUUAGCUGGGAAAAGUGGAUCUGGCUGAUGCUCCCAGAGCCCAGGAGCCAGGGCGGAGCGGGGCGGCGGCUGCUCCCACGAUCCCAAGGCCGCGCACCUGCCUCCUCCCCCUCCGCCGCCGCCACCUGAGGGAUCGGGAACAAAGGUGCUUUGUACAGGCCGCAACCACCUCAUUACUUCGUCUUACGGACUGGGGCCGCGUGGGCCCCCAGCCCGGAACGAAGGUGUGGAGCGGCAAGGAACAGACGCCAAUCCUAAAGUGAGCAUCUAGCGCGCCACCUAAGGCUCUUUAGGGAAGGUGGUCCCAGAGCUGUGUUGUCCCUUCCGCUUGCACUGUCCCUAGAUGUGCAAAGAAAACGGGGCAGUGCAUGAAGGUGGUUGGACAGGCUUCAUGGAUCCUCGCCCGCGCCUCACUUUCCCCUAUCUGGGCAAAGGUUAUGUACCCUUAUUUAAAAUCUUCCAAACUUCUAAUAAGGCAGUCUACCCUGCACUAAAGCAGACACGAAAGGGAUGACCUCCCUAAAAAUACUGCUGUUGUAAUACGUCCUUCCUUCCCGCCUCCUCGCAGUGUGGUGCAGCCUCAGUGGAAGCUUUGGCGAACCUGGCGCGCGCCGCGGUGCACAGAGGGUUAACUGGAGUUGGCGCUGGGUGGAGAGGAGGAGACGCGCUCCCAUUGGCGGAAAGUUAUCCAGGGGCGGGGUCAGUGAAUCUCCGUACCCCACUCCCCUUUCCGCAACUUCCCUCUUCACUUUGUACUUUUCUCGCCUCGACUGUGAAGCGGGCCGGGACCUGCCAGGCCAGACCAAACCGGACCUCGGGGGCGAUGCGGCUGCUGCCCCUGCUGCGGACUGUCCUCUGGGCCGCGUUCCUCGGCUCCCCUCUGCGUGGGGGCUCCAGCCUCCGCCACGUAGUCUACUGGAACUCCAGUAACCCCAGGUUGCUUCGAGGAGACGCCGUGGUGGAGCUGGGCCUCAACGAUUACCUAGACAUUGUCUGCCCCCACUACGAAGGCCCAGGGCCACCUGAGGGCCCCGAGACGUUUGCUUUGUACAUGGUGGACUGGCCAGGCUAUGAGUCCUGCCAGGCAGAGGGCCCCCGGGCCUACAAGCGCUGGGUGUGCUCCCUGCCCUUUGGCCAUGUUCAAUUCUCAGAGAAGAUUCAGCGCUUCACACCCUUCUCCCUCGGCUUUGAGUUCUUACCUGGAGAGACUUACUACUACAUCUCGAUGCCCACUCCAGAGAGUUCUGGCCAGUGCUUGAGGCUCCAGGUGUCUGUCUGCUGCAAGGAGAGGAACGGAGUCUCGCUGUGUUGCCCAGGCUGGAGUGCAGUGGCGCGAUCUCAGCUCACUGCAAGCUCCACCUCUCCGGUUCACGCCAUUCUCCUGCCUCAGCCUCCGGAGUAGCUGGGACUACAGGCAUCCGCCACCACACCCGGCUAAUUUUUCGUAUUUUUAGUAGAGUUGGGGUUUCACCGUGUUAGCCAGGAUGGUCUCGAUCUCCUGACCUUGUGAUCUGCCCACCUCAGCCUCCCAAAGUGCUGAGAUUACAGGCAUGAGCCACCACCCCCGGCUCCCCCACUUCUUUUUUAAGAGACAGGGUCUUGCUGUGUUGCCCAGGCUGGAAUGCAGUGGCACGAUCAUACCUCACUGCAGCCUCAAACUCCUGGGUUCAAGCGAUUCUCCUGCCUUAGCUUCCCGAGUAGCUGGGAUUACAGGCAUGUGCCACCACAACUCACAACUGGCUAAAUUACUUUUUAUUUUUUGUAGAGAUGGGAUCUCAGGCUGGCCUUGAACUCCUGGCCUGUGUUGCCCAGGCUGGUCUUGAACUCCUGACCUCAAGAGAUCCUCCUGCCUCCCAAAGCACUGGAAUUACAGGCGUGAGCCACCAUGUCUUGUGUGGCCUCACUGCACACUUUGUUUUUUUUUUGAGACAGAGUCUCGCUCUCGCUCUGUCGCCCAGGGCUGGAGUACAGUGGUGCGAUCUCAGCUUACUUCAACCUCACCCACCUGGGUGCAAGCAAUUUUCCUGCCUCAGUAUUCCGAGUAGCUAGGACUACAGGUGUGUGCCACCCAGCUGAUUUUUUUUUUUUUUUUUUUUUAGUAGAGACAGGGUUUCACCGUGUUGGCCAGGCUGGUCUCAAACUCCUGGCCUCAAGUGAUCCACUCGCCUCAGCCUUCCAAAGUGCUAGGAUUACAGGCGUGAGCCAUCACACCCGACAUACUGUACACUUUUUAAAGCUGGGCCAAGAGAACGGGGUGUCCAGGGGCAAGGCCCUUCAAGGUCUUAGCUGAGUUGGUUGUCUCUAUUGGCAAUUUUGGGGAGGCUUGGAAGUUGGGGCUUAGAAAGGAUGAGGUCAUAGAUCAUGGGAAGGGAGUGGCUGGUUUGGGAGACCCUGGAAGAUGGGAAAGGAGGGAACUGCUAAUGGGAAGGGGAGGAAGGAGGCUGGUAAAGUGGGAGGACUGAUCAUUGCUACCCCCUCCCCCUCACAGAGUCUGAGUCAGCCCAUCCUGUUGGGAGCCCUGGAGAGAGUGGCACAUCAGGGUGGCGAGGGGGGGACACUCCCAGCCCCCUCUGUCUCUUGAUAUUACUGCUGCUCCUGAUUCUUCGUCUUCUGCGAAUUCUGUGAGCCAAGCAGACCUUCCCUCUCAUCCCAAGGAGCCAGAGUCCUCCCAAGAUCCCCUGGAGGAGGAGGGAUCCCUGCUGCCUGCACUGGGGGUACCAAUUCAGACCGACAAGAUGGAGCAUUGAUGGGGGAGAUCAGAGGGUCUGAGGUGACUCUUGCAGGAGCCUGUCCCCUCAUCACAGGCUAAAGAAGAGCAGUAGACAGCCCUGGACACUCUGAAGCAGAGGCAAGACAAACACAGGCGCUUUGCAGGCUGCUUUGAGGGUCUCAGCCUAUCCCCCAGGAGGACUGGGAUUUGGUAUGAUCAAAUCCUCAAGCCAGCUGGGGGCCCAGGCUGAAGACCUGGGGACAGGUCGAUUGCUGGACCAGGGCAAAGAAGAAGCCCUGCCAUCUGUGCCCUGUGGGCCUUUUCCCUGGGGCAGCACCUUGCCCUCCCCAGGGGAUCACUCACUUGUCUUCUAUGAAGACGGACUCUUCAUGAGGUUGAAUUUCAUGCCAGUUUGUAUUUUUAUAAGUAUCUAGACCAAACCUUCAAUAAACCACUCAUCUUUUUGUUGCCCUCCCCAA
This is a messenger RNA of Gorilla gorilla gorilla (western lowland gorilla), 3327 nucleotides long. RefSeq names its product ephrin A4 (gene EFNA4). The transcript has 4 exons. Gene Ontology annotation, cellular component: plasma membrane. Gene Ontology annotation, biological process: axon guidance; ephrin receptor signaling pathway. The record is from RefSeq and is a predicted model, not a curated record. Gene Ontology annotation, molecular function: ephrin receptor binding. Bases 962 to 1540 code for a protein of 192 amino acids. NCBI's taxonomy places the organism in Eukaryota, Metazoa, Chordata, Mammalia, Primates, Hominidae.